Molecule: messenger RNA, 2285 nt
Organism: Haplochromis burtoni (Burton's mouthbrooder)
Lineage: Eukaryota; Metazoa; Chordata; Actinopteri; Cichliformes; Cichlidae
Gene: pax6b
Product: paired box 6b
Exons: 13
Coding region: 366-1679 (437 amino acids)
Biological process (GO): anatomical structure development; regulation of transcription by RNA polymerase II
Molecular function (GO): DNA-binding transcription factor activity, RNA polymerase II-specific; RNA polymerase II cis-regulatory region sequence-specific DNA binding
Source: RefSeq, a predicted model, not a curated record
UGGUAAGAGUCGCAGAUUUUUCCCCCCUCUCACUGACAUUUCAACUUCACAACGGAUUCAAAGGUAGAUAGAUUUUCAUCGGGACCUAUAAGUUUCUGUUUCUGUGACACGGAGGAGAGAUCCGGGGAGGGAAGAAGCGAGUUUAUAUGCACAGGAUAUCGGUCAGACGCCUCUGCUGCCUUUCUUCCGGGAUAUCCCCUUCGUCUUCGCCGAAGACCACUGGAAACUAAAUUUUUUUUCUCUUCGAAACUUCCCGGGAGAGAGCGAUCCUGGUCGCCGCUUUUUUCUCCCCCUUCUCUCUUUCUUUGGUGUGGACAACUAGGCUGCAGCCCAUAGUUUACCCAGGACUUUGAUAACGACGCAGGAUGCCCCAAAAAGAAUACCACAACCAAGCCACGUGGGAGUCUGGCGUAGCUUCAAUGAUGCAGAACAAGGUGUAUGACAUCUGUGAUGAAGGUCACAGUGGCGUAAACCAGCUUGGUGGUGUGUUUGUUAAUGGCAGACCGCUGCCGGAUUCCACCAGGCAGAAAAUAGUUGAACUUGCUCACAGUGGUGCUCGACCUUGCGACAUCUCCAGGAUACUCCAGACCCAUGAUGAAGUCCAAGUGCUGGACAGUGAAAAGGUAUCCAACGGCUGUGUGAGCAAGAUCCUUGGUAGAUAUUAUGAAACAGGCUCCAUAAGACCGAGAGCAAUUGGCGGCAGCAAGCCCAGGGUCGCCACUCCAGAGGUGGUCGCGAAAAUCGCGCAGUACAAGCGGGAGUGUCCGUCUAUCUUUGCGUGGGAGAUCCGUGACAGACUUCUGUCGGAGGGGAUCUGCACCAACGACAAUAUACCCAGUGUGUCAUCAAUAAACAGAGUCCUCCGCAACCUGGCUAGUGAAAAGCAACAGAUGGGCGCAGAUGGCAUGUAUGACAAGCUGAGAAUGCUCAACGGUCAAACAGGAACUUGGGGGACCCGGCCCGGCUGGUACCCCGGAACAUCAGUGCCAGGGCAGCCCAACCAAGAUGGCUGCCAACAACAGGACGGUGCAGGAGAAAACACAAACUCCAUCAGCUCGAACGGGGAGGAUUCAGAGGAGACACAGAUGCGUCUGCAGCUCAAGAGGAAACUACAGAGAAAUCGCACAUCCUUCACACAGGAGCAAAUCGAAGCACUGGAAAAAGAAUUUGAAAGAACUCAUUAUCCAGAUGUUUUCGCGCGAGAAAGACUAGCAGCGAAAAUCGACCUGCCCGAGGCAAGAAUACAAGUAUGGUUCUCAAAUAGGAGAGCAAAGUGGAGGCGAGAGGAGAAGCUGCGGAAUCAGCGCCGGCAGGCCAAUAACUCCUCAAGUCACAUUCCCAUCAGCAGCAGUUUCGGCACCAGCGUCUACCAGGCCAUUCCACAGCCCACCACACCGGUGUCUUUCACCUCGGGGUCAAUGCUGGGUAGACCUGACACCGCACUCACAAACACCUACAGUGCGCUGCCGCCGAUGCCCAGCUUCACCAUGGCAAACAAUCUACCUAUGCAACCCAGCCAGACCUCCUCUUAUUCCUGCAUGCUGCCUACCAGUCCGCCUGUGAACGGGCGGAGCUACGAAACAUACACGCCCCCUCAUAUGCAGGCACAUAUGAACAGCCAAUCUAUGACCACUUCUGGUACCACCUCAACAGGUAGGCAGAAAAUUUCACUUUUUUAAUUGUUUAUUUUUAAAGCAGCCUGCUUGGGAGUUAAAAAAGCAAACACUGCACUCUUUGAAAUAUCUGCCACCUUUCCAGUAAUCAGGGGAUACUACAGAGUCAUGUCUGAUUCAUGAUCUGUCAUCCCAAGUUUCCUUUUCCUUUGGUUUAAAUGUCUGAGGAUCUAUAUCUCUACAUCGCACAUCAUUUUUCUCUCCGCAGUUGCAUGAACGAGGCUCAUUUCUUUGCCACUCUGGGCCAUCAUGUCAACCCCACUACUCCAGCCCAUAGUUUAGUUCCACCCCAUUAGGAUGUUACUGAGAGCCAUAUAUACCGGUUAUAGUCAUGAAGAGUUAAUCAUGCAUAACCACAUUUCCUCUGUGCUAAAUUGCUAAUUAAUUUGAUUCAUUUGCUGUUGUAUUCUCUCUGUUUAAAUGCCAUUGCCAAAGCCUCAAUUUAUCGAGCUUGCAAGCAUUUUACCGAGCCACCACGUGCAGAGCUUUGUGACUCAUUGCAGGCCCAUGCUCAUCUACCUAUUUGCAAGCAUUUAAAGCACAAUGCUCUGUUAGUUAACUGUCGUACUAACCGUGCAUGGUAAACCUGCUCAUCUAAUUUUAGCAUUUAGA